AUGAAUGAUCAAAAUAAUCAACGUGAAGUUCCCUUCAACGAACAACCGGAUACACCUAGUAUUCCUAAUGAAGCUUACUCUGGUAAUGAUAAUUUUCGCUCAAGUAUUCCGAUAAAUAUCAUCUACAACACACCUCACCAGAAUACAAAUGGUGAUAAUUUGAACAACAAUUUGCUUUUUAUAGCUGUUCAGCUUCUAACAACAGCGACGGCAACAGCAGCAACAGUUUCAAAAGAGGCAGCGAUAGCAUUACUAAUAAUUAACUUAGUAGCUUAA
This is a messenger RNA of Entrophospora candida, 276 nucleotides long. The record is from the annotation of a GenBank genome assembly. Lineage: Eukaryota; Fungi; Glomeromycota; Glomeromycetes; Entrophosporales; Entrophosporaceae.